AUGGUACAGUGUAACACUGAGGCACUUGUAACUCAGCUCAGUGAUCUCCCAGAACAUCAGGCAUGUACGGGUGAGAUCGAAACAAAAGCACAGAUCCAGGUUGAAAAGAUAUUCAAUCUCACGUCCAGUCCAGAGCCACAGAUCAAGGAGAACAACCAGGAGCAUGCAUCUCAACUCAAGGAUCAUAAUGUGUGGAUCUAUCAUGACUGGGAGAACUGCAGAUUUAUUUAUUGUGUCCCUGUCAUCCAGAAUGUUAUCAACAAUGUGUUCUUCCAAGAUUGCAAUGAUGAUGGCAUCUGGUAUGCCAACUUUCUUGGGCUGUUCCCCAAGCAAGCUCUUGCACUGAUUGAUUGCGCCAUUGAUGAAUGGCACAUGGGUAAAAGGGGUACCAUCAUGUUCUCGGAGAUGGUUUAUUGGCCUGUGUAUGAGACAUAUCUUGAGGGUAUCCAGUACAAUAUCCUUGGCAAACUUUGCAUUGACCAUGCUGGUAUUGAAUACCAGGCUGUCACCACAUUCUCCAUGACUUGCGAUGUGCUUGCUUGCAGUGCUGCCAAGCUGGUUGAUGAGCUCAAGUAG
Coniophora puteana RWD-64-598 SS2 is the source of this 576-nucleotide messenger RNA. RefSeq lists its product as uncharacterized. The record is from RefSeq and is a predicted model, not a curated record. The transcript has 5 exons. The coding region runs from base 1 to 576 and encodes 191 amino acids. Lineage: Eukaryota; Fungi; Basidiomycota; Agaricomycetes; Boletales; Coniophoraceae.